AUGAACGAUAUGGCAAAACCUCUCCCAACUCCACCGACUGCUGAGAUCAGGAAAAGUCGAUCCAAUUCACCAAAAAAAGCUCAGAAAACAAAUCUAAGUCCAAACAAAAAUCAGAAUAAUGAGAAAAAUGUACCUAGAUCAAACGGAAGAACCAAAAACGAACACAAUAGUAUGGAUGACGAAGAGUUUGAAUUCUUCCAUCAAUUUAGUCGGGAGAAAGUUAAAGGCGUCAUACACGUAAUCACCGCUGAACUUAAGGAAAAAGGUCCAGAUGUUGAAUUUUUAAUGAUACCGUUCAGGCCGGAACAGACGAACGACAAAUUGCUGACAUUACUAAAUCAGCUAUUCCCACUAGGAAACGGUCAACCAGUCAACGAAAAAAAACAGCUCAGAAUUGUUUCCAAGGCCGAUGUCUGGACUUUAUUUCAAUGCUUAAAAUACAUUUGGUGCAGACUUCCAAAUUCAGAAAUCAUAGGCUGGAAAUCUUAUUUGGAGUUUAAAUUCAGGGAAGAAGAUAAAAAAUUUCCUCGAAAAUCAUUUUUGGAAAUUAUGCCUCAAUGUCUAGCUUCCCCAAAUCAUGCAUCAAUCGUUUACGAUUUUUUUGACUUGAUUAUUUCAAUUUCAUCAAAUUCAAGAGUUAAUAAAAUGAGUGCUAGAAAAAUAUCGAAGAUGUGUGCAAUCUGGGCGUUUAGUAAACAGAUACCAAAUUCUGAUAUCCAAGAUUACGAUUUUGAAUCAGCCGCCAUGAAGUCUUUUGCCCCCAACAAUUCCAUACAAGAUGGGCUAGAUCAGUGGAUUCCGGCUUCAGAUGCCAUGUUUCACCUACUCUUAGCAUUUCUAAGAAGUUUUGUCCCUCAAGAUCUUGAAUCGGCAAAGCUGCCGCGCACACUUAAGAGUUUACUAUUCAAUAAUCAGUAUCCUCCAAGAAAAUCAACAGCGUACACAUCAGAGACAAUCCUAACCAUUCCUCUGGUAACUUUAAAAACAGACGUCUUUUCGAGAAAACCUUGGCAAUUAUUGGAGCGUUGCAAUGAUCUUCUUGAUUUCAGUGAUCAUGAUGCAUUCGAAGCAAGAGAGGACUACGCUUUAUUAAAGUCUUUAUUCAGAAAGAAAAAUACAGUGGAGGGAAUUAGCAGGAAAAUGUCCCAGGAGUCAAGAAGGUUGAUGAAAGCAAUGUCUACCAAACAUUCAACAUUUCAACCAGGUUGGGCUCCCAGAGAAUGUAUUGAAAAUAUUUCUCAUUUAAAAGAAUGUAUUGAGGUUAAAAGACUAGAUAUCGAUGAUUAUUUUAUUUGGACUUGGUUAUCGUCCCUUUCUUUCGAACAAACAUCCGAAAAGAAAAAAAUUUUUGGAAGAUCUAUUAUAUUGGAAUUUGAAUUUGAUGGAUUUAAAAAAUGGGUGGUUUUCCAAGAAUGUGAUAUAACGUUAGAUUAUAAUAAAAAGGGUCAAUUGAAGAAAAAGACUUCUGCACAGUCACCAACGACCGAAAAGGAACUACCUCCUGAUGACUUUGAAUUAGAAGAUCCACCUCUCUCCAAAUCUCCUACACUAUCUCAGACCUACAAAAAAUUCCAAGCUGAGGUACCUCAGCAAAGUACUGUUCGAAGGGAUUCAGCACCCGAUAACCAAGGAAUCUAUCACACAGUCAUUAGUAAAAAUGCAUUGACUAAAAAUAAGCAUAAUGUGAAUUUGCAUUCUUUUGAACAUAAAAUCUCCAAAUGGAAUCCUCUAAACAACCUGCGAAAGAAAAGCGGUAGUAACUCUAGUAGUUCAUCAUUUGAGGAAAAAAGUAAAGACGCUCCCAUCCGCGAAGAAUACCAUACCAACAAAAAUCACAAAUCGAAAAAAGAAGAGCGAGUACUAUCUCAGUUUAGCACACUUAAUCCUGAUGAAUAUCAGUUACCAGUAAUAGAGACCGGUUCAUCAAACUUUAAGAUUGAAAUACCGGAAUUAAUGUACGAACACGAUGAUGACGACAGUGACAAACUUAAAAAUUCCCAGAAAAGAGCUACCGACUCAGCUAUUGAAGAAUUAAACGGUAUGGUUGAAGAAAUGAUGAUUAAUGAGCCAGACGAUGUAAAAAUCUCCAUAACUGAGGCAGAGACUUUCGAAUCAUUGACAAAGUUUGAUCAAUAUAAGCCAUCCAAUAUAACUGACGAUGACUUACAAAGCAGCCAUUCAAGCGCCGUUCACUCAUUGAAGCUAAGUACAAAUACAAAUGAUUCUUGCGCUGAUAGUUCCAAAUACACCGCUGAUAGGAAAUUAGCGGAACCUAGAAAGAUUUCUGAGGAAUCCAAAGUCAACGACGAUUCAUCAUCAUAUUAUUCUCCAAAUAUCAACAACUUGCCGGCAUCAAGAAUGCCUAGUCAACCCACUUAUUCAAAUUCGGAUUCGAAAAAGGCAUUUACGAAUGAGUCUCGCCUGAACGUCUUACAAGGUGCAGUCAGUCCAUCUCAACAGGUAACACCAAAACCAUAUAAAAAUGCGCCUGGAGACUGUGUAUCUCCUGUUCAGCAAAAAUACUAUCAGAACGAUCGUAGAAAUGAAAUGUCGCCUGCAAGUGCACCAGUUCCACCUUCUGCAUAUUCACCUGCGAGGUCUCCACAAUUCUCCACCAAUUCGGCUGGAUUCAAGCAGAACACGAUUAAUGUACCCGUUGGGUAUAAUGAUCCUGCUCACGUUUUAGCAAAUCAACCACAUAUGACAUAUCGGGACCAGCAUAAUUAUCCAUCUCACCAACAAAAACAACGUCCCUUCCAAAACAAUAUUGUGCCCCCAGAACUAAAGUCCAGAAAUCAACGGGCAGAUGCUUCACCUAUUCCCCAACAUAUGGUGCCAGUAAAACAAGGUGUGCCCAAUCUUCCAUCUAACGUUCCAUUAUAUCAACAAAUGGAACGAAUGAACCCUAACCACCAGCACCCUGUAAAUACUUACAAGGUAACUCAGCCGCCGUAUCAUAAUAACACAACAAAUGCUUAUGGGAACAGCCGGGCAGGCAAUGCUCAUAUGUUAGAUGGAAAGUGGAGCAAUAAUCCGCCGCAAAUGGUACCAAAGGGAGUUCGCCCCAAUCAAUAUCCACAGCAGCACGUUAAUAGGUAUUCACCGCAAGCUCAACCUGUCGUACCUGCGGAAUACUACAAUGGACCUCCACCUAUGCGAGCACCUCCAAUGAUGUCCCAUAUGGUACCAGCUCAGGAGCCGAUACGUUACACAGCUGGUGCUAACAGGCGUAGUUUUCCCCAAGGCAUGCAGCAGAAUGCCUAUUCCGUACCCGCUCAGCCUAUGGGGGCUGUAAAUAGUGAAUUUUACCUACCAGAAGCUCCUCAGGGAAACAAACUGCAUGGAAAUAUUAACAAAAGACAGGAGAGAAAGAAGCUAUAUGAUAACAUUAGAAGCGGAAAUUUCGGCAUAUAG
Saccharomyces cerevisiae S288C is the source of this 3414-nucleotide messenger RNA. It is a transcript of the gene MSB1, whose product is annotated as Msb1p. Bases 1 to 3414 code for a protein of 1137 amino acids. NCBI's taxonomy places the organism in Eukaryota, Fungi, Ascomycota, Saccharomycetes, Saccharomycetales, Saccharomycetaceae. The transcript has a single exon. The record is from RefSeq and is marked reviewed.